UAUUCUUUGCAGAAAUUAUCCUUAUUCGACCACGCUUUUCUUUUUCUCUCUCUUUUGCUCUCGGAAUCGAAAAAGACUUUCGCUUGUUUGCUGUUUAUAUUGUGAAAUUUAAAAAAAAAAAUGGCGACUGCUCGUUCUCGGUCCUGGUCGCCGAGAAAGGAAUCCAAUCCGUAUCCGGUCGGCGGGGAUGACGGAAGUGUUCCGGACCGAGGGUUCGGCCUGUCGGACCAUCCCCGUGCCAAGGAUUACCCGCUGUGCGGCGAAAACGAAGAGUCUAUCCCGGAUCUCGGGUUCGGGUUGCGGGGACUCAGUGCUGGAGGUCGGAGAGUCAAAGCCGGGCCCGAGGUCGGGACGGACGAUGCGUCUGUGCCGGAUUUGGGAUUCGGUUUGAAGGAAAAACGUGCUGGAGAGUCGAAGGAAAAAGGAGCUGGGGUGGAGGAUGUCAUCAAGCCUAAGAAAGCUUACGUGUUGGGCUCGGAGUCGAAGCCGGUACCCCACAUUCGAACCCAGGAUUGUUCCAGGUUCCUCGGGGACCUGAAGGCAAGUGUGGAAGUUGUUCAUCGGACAGCCAGCGAACGUCGGGCGUCGAUUUCGGGUCCCAAGUCCACUGGAGACGGCGAUACGGCAACUAAUAAGAGUUCGGCCAGAGACGGCUACACGACGGACACUUGCUCUGACGACGACCUGGAUGAUUCCUCUGUGCUCGAAAAUCUGGCUUCUGAUGCCGUGGAUGUCAGAGAGGCGAUUGAGGGUAUGGAAGCGCAGUUGCCGAAAUUGCCGAAAAUUAACAGGUUUCUGGCUGCAAUCGCGACUAACUCCGUGCCCACUAUCCAGGAACCGAAGACGGAAUGUUCCUUGAGUCCUCCAAUAUUCGACGCCAUUGUCCAAUCCGUGGAUGCUUUCCAAGUCAUCAUGGAAACGGUGAUUGAGCAAGGAAGUGGCUUGAACAUCUCGGGUGUUUUGAAUCGUGGGAAAGCCGUUGGCAAGGCUUCGAGCUUGGCCGAGUUUGAGGCGGUGCGAGGAGAAAUCGGCGCCACUUUGGACAAGCUGGGAUUGUUGACUGGCCUCGCUGUGGAAUGCAAAGGCGCCCUGGAAGCUAUCGGAGCGUCUGUUGAGGCCGCCAUGGUGUCCAUGAAUGGGGAGCAGAGGAAGCAAAUGGUCGAGGAUCUCGGCGCUUUCAAGGAGAGGUGA
Messenger RNA from Notodromas monacha, 1191 nucleotides. NCBI's taxonomy places the organism in Eukaryota, Metazoa, Arthropoda, Ostracoda, Podocopida, Cyprididae. The record is from the annotation of a GenBank genome assembly.